Messenger RNA from Syngnathus typhle (broad-nosed pipefish), 1543 nucleotides. It is a transcript of the gene tmem130, whose product is annotated as transmembrane protein 130. The record is from RefSeq and is a predicted model, not a curated record. Bases 145 to 1068 code for a protein of 307 amino acids. The transcript has 8 exons. Lineage: Eukaryota; Metazoa; Chordata; Actinopteri; Syngnathiformes; Syngnathidae.
ACUUCAUGGUGGCAAUUUCAAGCCUUCAUCGACAUGAUGGGAAUCUGAGAGAAGCUCACAAGUCCUCUGCACACAUUGCUUCCUUUUCAUCCUCUGGAUUUUCCUGUUUAUUUAGGUCCUCGAGGGGACCAGCAGAGCAAAUACAUGGACAGAACACUAGUGUUGCUUUUCAUCCUGGUUUCCCCGGGUGUGGCAGAGCCUGACGUUCCUCUGACAAAUUUAGAAACUAUCGCUGGGAAGUUGGUUUUCUACCAAACGGAUGGCAACGCCACCUAUCUGAGAGACACAGGAGAGCUGGCUUCAGACAUCCCCACCGAGACCAUGUUCCAACUUUCUGAUCCCCAGCAGAAUUUCAGCACGGCAAACUUCAGCUACACGUGGGAUUUAGGAAAUGGACAGGUAAUCCAAGGGAUCGAGCCUGUUGUCCGCUACAAUUACGCCUUGUCUGGAAACUACACACUCCGGUUGAAAAUCAGAGUCAAUAUAACUGAAUACACACCUCCAUUAACUGGAAUAUACUCCAAGGAUAUUCAAGUGCUUGAUGCCGUUAAAAGCAUCAAGUUGACAGGGCCUUUCGAUUAUGAGGUGUUUCAAAGAACCGGGCUGGCUUUCCAUGUGGACGGCAGCCCCCCCAUGUGGGUGUCUUGGCGCUUUGUGGCCAACUGCGUACCCGACGCGACGGGGGGCUGCACGCUGACCAUGUUGUACGGGAACACCUUGUGGCUCAACCACACCUUCACCACGGCCGGGGUUCACUGCUUGGACAUCAGCGUUCGAAAUGACAUCAGCAAGCUACAGACCUCCUUCAAUCUCUUUGUCAGGAAAAACAACAACACCAACAUACUCUUCAUCUUGUGUUCCGCUGCUAUUUUUGUGGCAACCUUCACUUUCAUCACAGUCAUCGCCUGCCAUCCUCGAUAUCAAAACAAAGCUCAGAUGGCAACACCCAGCAACGCUUUAUUCUUGAAAGGUCACGCUGAUGGCCAUAUUAUUUUAAAUCUGUUUCCUGCUCAGCGAGAAGAGAGACAACCUCUGUGGGUACAGGAUUACACACCCUAUUACGGUUAACCAAUCAUAUUUAUGAGUCCUUUUAUGUGACUGCCGGAGAUUUGGUAUGUUAUGAAAAAAAAAAAAAAAAGCAGUGUACAUAGUUGAACUGGAGCAAUUGUAUUCCUGUUUGAAUGAAUCAUUUAGUUAGCCACGUUGGUUCACCCGGCUCGUAGGUCCGGAAGUACCUUUGUAUUGCAUCUUGUGAGGACGAUCAAUUAGUGACCCACAGCGCUGUAGCAAAACCCAUUAUGAAUUAUUAACUUUCAUAAAGGUCAUUUUAUAGCACCCACUGUUCGUUUAGGCUCAAUGGGAAGUACAGUGCAUGUUUUUUCUUUUUUUUUUAUGUGUGCUUUUUUUUUGUGAAUUACUUUACAGUAAUUCUAGAAGUAUUGCUUGAUUAUUAUUUUUUUUACAAAAUAAAUACAGUGGAUCUGGUUAAAAAAUAAAUAAAAGGCUAUUAAUAAUAAAGUGACGAUGUCACUUGAGGACUUUU